Messenger RNA from Auxenochlorella protothecoides, 387 nucleotides. RefSeq lists its product as hypothetical. NCBI's taxonomy places the organism in Eukaryota, Viridiplantae, Chlorophyta, Trebouxiophyceae, Chlorellales, Chlorellaceae. Gene Ontology annotation, cellular component: mitochondrion. The record is from RefSeq and is a predicted model, not a curated record. The coding region runs from base 1 to 387 and encodes 128 amino acids. The transcript is spliced from 2 exons.
AUGCUGUACUUGUUCUGCAAGGGCAUCCUGGCGUCUGCCCUGCCCCGCCUGGGAUUUGUCCGAUGCGCAUCGACCGAGCAUGGCCCUGACGUGCUCAAGUCGGCGCUGCGAGACCUGUAUCGCCUGGUGCACCCCGACUUCUUCCACCGACACCCAGAGGCCAGGGCUGCCAACGAGCGCAGCUUCAAGCUGCUCCAGGAGUACCUCCAGGCAACAAAGACCCAUGCCCACCAGGAGCAGCAGCCUGCUGUGCCAUACCGAUUCAUCUUCUACCUCAAGGACGGGGAAGCGGCGGAGGCGCCGAGCCCGCCGGUUGCCACGCCCCAUUCGAUCCCCGGCCUCAAGAGGGUGACCGUAAACCUCCCUCCACCGGUGUGCGCCUCGUGA